Messenger RNA from Zootoca vivipara (common lizard), 1967 nucleotides. It is a transcript of the gene SNAPC5, whose product is annotated as small nuclear RNA activating complex polypeptide 5. Gene Ontology annotation, cellular component: nucleus. Gene Ontology annotation, biological process: transcription by RNA polymerase II; transcription initiation at RNA polymerase III promoter. The record is from RefSeq and is a predicted model, not a curated record. NCBI's taxonomy places the organism in Eukaryota, Metazoa, Chordata, Lepidosauria, Squamata, Lacertidae.
GGUGGCGGCGGCGGCAGCAGCAGCAGGAUGCUGAGCCGGCUGCAGGAGCUGCGCAAGGAGGAGGAGACGCUGCUGCGGGUCAAGGCGGCACUGCACGAUCAGCUCAACCGGCUCAAGGUGGAAGAGUUGGCCCUUCAGUCCAUGAUCAGCGCCAGGGAAGGAAAAAUGACCGCACCUCCCGAUACCGAGAUGGAGGAGCAUCAGAACAUGGACAAUGAAGCUGCUAUCAAUCAAACUAAAUUGCAGUUGCAAAUGCAUGUCAGUGAAGAGGAAGAGGAGGAGGAAGAGGAGGAGGAAUCCGAUUCAUGAAGUGGAGCAUGCAGCAGCCUGACAGCCUUUUCCUCCCAAACUCAGGAACCUCCCUGUCCACCACCAUUCAAGCAAAUUACUUCAUUGGACUUUGCUUGGUGCUACAGAGACCAAACAGUAUUCACAAGUGCAUCUGGGUUUCCCAAAGGCUUCCAGAGGCGGUGAUGAACUGUGGCGGGUGUUGGGAGAAUGCAGUGUCGAUGCAUCACUAUGUAGCAUGAUUCCUUUUAAACACAAACACACUUUGAGCCAAGUAGCAUUUGGGAAAAGUACAACACACAACUCCUCCCAAAGCAAUAAUCUACCCUUGGCAGCAUCCGCUGCUGGUGAAAGUAAGAUGAAAAAGCACCAAGUCUAAGCCAAUGGCACUAUCCAACCUCAAAUACUACAAACGGAAACGGUACUUUGGGACUUUCCUUGCAUGUAGCAUUUGAUUCUAACCCACGGUAUGAAACUUUGAACAUUUUACGUAUUGUCUACAAGUAAUAAUGGGGAACAUUUUGAGACAGAAGCUUUUACUUCUGAAGUGGGCAUAUGGAACAGUGUUCCUUUCAGCAAAAGUCAGCGGAUUGUAUUUGUGUGUAAAAUAGAGGGGGAGACUGUUCCUAAAAUCAGGGGUUUCUUGCCUUGAAUGAGGUACCCAAGUAUUCUCCCUCCCCCCCAAAAAACGCUUAGUUUGGCUACCACAGGCUUGAUUGCAGCGUGUCUAAAAUACCUUGGGCUUCCACCUAAGGGUUUUUAAGAUAGGUCCUGCUGGAAACAAGUGCUGUACUUAUGAUCAAGGGUGCUGAGUGCCUGCAAUGGGUGCUGGUCCUCAGAGCUGAAGCGCUUCUUUCCAGCCUCCCUUAGCUCUGUGCUGCUAUGGCAGAAGAAGCUGAUUCUUUCCUACCUGCCAACCCAGCAGUGCUGCUUCCUCUUAGUGAAGGGGAAGUGAAGCUGGUUGUUCUCCUGGGUGUUUUUAUUCCAUGUCCUUCUCAGCCCCGGGUGCUUUUUCCCCAGUGGGCUUAGGCAAGACCAGAGAGGGGCCUGGGGAGUUUUGGCUCUCUUGUUUCAUGUGUAUGUGAUCCAGUGUCAGGAUUUCACACGUGCUGGUUUACGGUGUAAUAGCUGAACAUCACCCAAGGGAGUGGGGCUAAACCCAGAUGUAUGGCCAUACAGAUGUGUGCAAACAGCUGAGGGGUCUCCUUAUCCGUCACAGGCUUUGAGGUGGAGUGAACAACUGCAAGCAGCACAUAAACUCCCAACUAAUAGUCAGGUGGGUGGGCGGGUUGGUGCAUGGGUGUGUAGCAUUAUAAAUUGCCCCACUUGCAAUUGCUAGUCUCUGGCAUGCACAGAUACUGGGAGUAGUAAUAUAUUACCAUUGUGGCUGAUUAGACAUUGAUAGCCUUAUCCUACAUGCAUUUGUCUAAUCCUCUUUCCAAGCCACCCAAGUCGGUGGCAAUUGCUACAUCUUGUGGUAGCAAAUUCCAUCGCUUAGCUAUGCGCUGAAGAGGUUAGCCUGAUGUGCCACAAGGAAGAAUGGAAGGAAAUCUACAAACUGAAUGGGAGACAAUGUGCCCAGGAGGAGGAGGAGGAUGCGCAGAUCACAAAGGGCAGCGCUGGAGAAGCAAACCUCUCCUUCCCCCCCCCCUUUGCCCAAAUGCCUUGAAUCCGUCUUG